Molecule: messenger RNA, 1789 nt
Organism: Camelina sativa (false flax)
Lineage: Eukaryota; Viridiplantae; Streptophyta; Magnoliopsida; Brassicales; Brassicaceae
Product: methylthioalkylmalate synthase 3, chloroplastic-like
Biological process (GO): carboxylic acid metabolic process
Cellular component (GO): chloroplast
Molecular function (GO): 2-isopropylmalate synthase activity
Source: RefSeq, a predicted model, not a curated record
CAUAUAUAUAUAUACACCAUUUAAAAGUAAACCAAUUUCCUCAUUCUUUAUCCUCCAAAUCAAAUUAAAUCAUCUCUUGUUUUCUCUCCCUACGUUUCUCUAUAGUUAUGGCUUCGUUACUUCUCAAAUCUUCCAGUAUUAUCACAACUAUCAGUCCUACCAUGGUUGUCCGGUCAGUGUUACCCAUUGGAUCUUCUCUGCCUUCUAUCCGCCUGAACCGUCCGUGCAAAAAAGUGACUUUGUUUGUCUCAUGUAGCUCCUCUGAGUCGAAACAUGCGGUAACUAGUGGCACUGACCUUAAACCCAUCGUGGAACGGUGGCCUGAAUACAAACCGAACAAGCUCCCCGACAAGAGGUAUGUGCGUAUAUUAGACACGACGCUCCGUGACGGUGAACAAUCUCCCGGUGCAGCUCUUACUCCACCGCAGAAGCUAGAGAUUUCCCGCCAGCUCGCUAAACUCCGAGUAGAUAUCAUGGAAGUCGGUUUUCCAGUGUCGUCUGAGGAAGAGUUUGAAACCAUUAAAACUAUCGCCAAGACCGUCGGGAACGAGGUGGAUGAGGAAACCGGCUACGUCCCGGUGAUAGCCGCCAUUGCACGAUGCAAAAAAAGUGACAUCGACGCGGCUUGGGAGGCGCUGAAGUACGCGAAGAGGCCGAGGGUGACAUUGUUCACAUCUACUAGUGACAUUCACAUGAAAUAUAAGUUGAAAAAGACUCAAGAAGAAUUGAUCGAGAUAGCCGUGAGUAGUAUUAAGUACGCUAAAAGCUUGGGCUUCACUGACAUCCAACUUGGGUGCGAAGAUGGUGGCAGGUCGGAUAAGGAUUUUCUAUGUAAGAUUCUAGGAGAAUCGAUUAAAGCGGGGGCAACAACGGUGGGAUUCGCGGACACGGUCGGGAUCAACAUGCCCCCAGAAUUCGGAGAACUCGUGGCUUAUGUCAAAGCUAACACUCCUAGGUCUGAUGAUGUUGUCUUCGCCAUUCAUUGUCACAACGACCUUGGUGUUGCUACCGCCAACACAAUCUCCGGUAUAUGUGCGGGCGCAAGACAAAUCGAAGUGACGAUCAACGGAAUAGGUGAAAGAAGUGGGAAUGCGCCGCUUGAAGAGGUCGUGAUGGCUUUGAAAUGUCGAGGAGAAUAUCUGAUGGAUGGUGUUUACACAAAUAUAGACACACGCCAAAUUAUGGCUACUAGCAAGAUGGUUCAAGAGCAUACCGGCAUGUAUGCUCAACCACAUAAACCCAUAGUUGGAGACAACUGUUUUGUUCAUGAGAGUGGCAUUCACCAGGAUGGAAUGUUGAAAAAUCGAAGUACAUAUGAGAUCUUAUCACCAGAAGAUAUUGGGAUCGCAAAAUCUCUAACGUCUGGACUUGUUCUUGGGAAGCUUAGUGGACGUCAUGCUAUAAAAGACCGGCUGAAAGAGUUGGGAUACGAAAUUAGUGAUGAGCAGUUGAAAGACAUAUUCUUACGAUUCAGAGAGUUAACCAAACAGAAAAAGAGAAUCACCGACGCUGAUCUGAAGGCCUUAGUGGUGAACGGUGAUGAAAUCUCAUCAGAGAUAUUCCACAACCUCAUGUCAAGCCCUCAGAUUCCCUCUGUGGUAUAAGUUGGUGAAGACGUUUUGUAUUUGUGUACUAUACGAUAUUAUGUUCCUUUUAUUUUAUAUUAAAUCAAGCUUUAUUUGAUAUGCAUGCAUGCAUGUCUUGUUAUUCUAAUGAAUAAAAAUAGUAUUAACGGGGAGCGUUUCAUUGUAAUUUUAUCAAUAUAUGUUCUUGAUGUUUACAAAAAACA